AUGAAGGACUCCGAAACAGUCGUCAAGGAAUUCAACGAGAUCGUCAACAUGACGGCCUCGGAGCUGGAAAAGUGGCUCAAGUCGGACGACUCGCGCAGCGCAGGCUGGCCCAAGGACGACGGCGAGCACGAUGGCGAGUCCGUGGGCCACGACAGCGGGCGCAAGAUUGUCGAGAUUCUCAAGAGCAACCCCGACAAGAAGGAGGACAGGUACACCGACGAGCAGAUUCAGCACAUGCGCAAGGUCGUUUCGUACUGCAAACGACAUCUCGCGCAGGAGGAGAAGAGCAAUGACCAAAAGUCCGCUGAAGAGGUCAAGAAGACUAAGAGCUACGCCUCGCUCAAGAACUGGGGUCACGAUCCUCUGAAGAAGAGGGGCGAGGCCGGUAGCAGCGGCAGCAAGGAAGAUGUCAAGGAAGAAGCGGACGAAGAAGAGGAGGAGGAGGCUGCAGACGACGAAGAUAUCGAAGAAGAGGACGCCGACGAAGACAGCGCCCAAGAGGAGAGGCAAGCGGGCGACAAGCGAAAGAAGAGUGCUGGCGCACAGUCUGGUGCCAAUAAGAAGCGCGAGACACGUCAGAGCAAGGCGCCCAAUGGCAACAAGAAUGAUGAGAAGGAGAACGACGAGAAGGAGAACGACGAGAAGGAGAACGACGAGAAUGAAGAUGCCGAAGACGGUGUCUACAGCGAGGAAGAGGGCGAGGACAAGAGCACGGGCAAGAAGCCCAAGAAGGGCCCCCAGCCCGGUGACACGGUGAGCUGGAACUGGGGCAACGGCAACCCAGAGGGCAAAGUCCUCGAUGUGAAGGCCGAGAAAACGUCUGUCACGACGAAGCGCGGAAACGAGGUGACGCGCGACGGUAAUCCGGAGGAUCCUGCUGUUGUGCUGGACACGGGCAAAUCCAAGGCGAUCAAGUCGAACCACGAGCUGAACUAG
Emericellopsis cladophorae is the source of this 936-nucleotide messenger RNA. Its product is annotated as DNA-binding protein. Lineage: Eukaryota; Fungi; Ascomycota; Sordariomycetes; Hypocreales; Bionectriaceae. Bases 1 to 936 code for a protein of 311 amino acids. The record is from RefSeq and is a predicted model, not a curated record. The transcript is spliced from 3 exons.